GGUUGUCCAUGGCGUGGCUUCCACAGCUCCCUCCCUCCAUUCCAGCCAAACCAAGGUUUAGGUUUGACCCCAUGUCACAUCACACACCUUCCCGCUAACAUUUCCACUUCACCAUAGCUCGUUCUUUCGCUGGUUGCCGACUCUCGGAUGGCGGAGUCGAGGGGAGAAUCUAGCAACUGUGCGAUCAAGCCGUCAGCGUCGAUGGCGGCAAGCAGAGAGUUACUCACCGUCGGCGGCGAUUCCUUGCCUUUCUUGGAGCGUCUCUUGAAGCAACCAUGCAGAACGAACCAGCGCGCGCAGAAGCCGCCGCAGAAUCCGCCAGGCGCGGGGCAAGCACCGCCAUCGAUGUUCACGACGCCCGUUGCGGAGAGCUCAGGUUCGUUGCGGCGCGAACAUGAAGGGUUUGCCAAGGUUCGGGGUUCAGGCUUAUACAUAAUACAGGAUGCAAAUGUGAUACGGAUAUGCAAUUCGGGUACAAAUGCAAUGCACCACGCUACCUGCCAGGCUGCUCAGUUCCGCUUGAUAGAAACCUGGUGACUCUUUGGGUGCAUAUUGAAGAGGCUUAUAAAGGGUUCAAAUGCAAGUCUCCACGCCACCUACGAGGCUGGCUGCUCUGUGCCGCUUAAGGGAAACCUGGUGACAUGCCAGGCUUACAAAGGGUACAAAUACAUUACACCACGCCACCUACCGUCCUGCUCCGUGUUGCCUAACAGCGACCUGUAAGCUGCUGGGGAGAGGGUUAUCAAGUGUUCCGAGGUUAAAGAGUACCCGGAUCAGCACAUGUGUAGAUAUUGCAUGCCUAUCCGAAUCCCCGCCAAGCUUCUUGCUAAACUAUCCUCUAAGUCCUUUCUCUCCUUCCCCUUUCCAUUGUGCUGGUGUGCUGACCUACUGCUGCUAGCCUCGUCCCUGCCAUUUCUGCUCUAGAGGACAUCACUCGAAGCAACAAGGCGGCACUGAAGCUGAAGCAGGAGGACCAGUCACGGGUCUCACAGGCGAACAGUCACGUGAGGAGUCAGGGUGCUCGGAGAUUAGAAUUGUCGGUCAAUUCGCGGAUCAUGGCGGAAGCGAAGUCUCAGGCCCAGGGGUACCGUACCGAAGCGUCCCACCUGAGGGGCGUGCUGGCAGCGGUGUUGGGCGAGUUUCACGAUGCCGACACCAUGGACGCCGCUGUUGAAAUGGCGCAGCUCUGCCAGCUUCUCGCUGUCUCCGACCCGCAUUCUAUCCCCAGCGCUGUGACCCACCUAUCAACGCGCGCGUGGCACUGCCAGCAGCUGCUGCAGCAGAUGAAACAGACCCAGGCGGGCUUGCAGGCGAGAGCGGAGGAGGUGGCUGCUCUUGCUGAGUGCGUUGAGAGCUGGAAGGCGCAGCUGCCAUCGGACGAUGACAUCAGCAGGGCCACGGAUGACGUGGCAGACAGGACGAGGAGAAUGGCGCAGGAGCAGCAGCAGCUGAGCCUGCAGCGGUCCGCGGCUCAGGGCUCUCUCGAGGCGGCAAGCUACAGUGCUGAUGUGGACAUGGCCGCCCUGCUACAGCUGGCAGAGGAGGUGCAGGGGGAGGAGGAAGCGGUGGGGCGGCUGCAGCAGGAUCUCGCGAUCUACUCUGACUUGCCCACGGACAUCACCCUGGCUCACAAACACCUGGCGAGGGAGAGGGAGAGGCUGCGAGCGCUGUCAAAGAAGCUGCAGGCGUGGAGCAUGGGGGAGAUAGACGAGGGAGUCAGUUCAGCUCAGAAGCCACCUGGCGAGGGAAAGGCAGAGGCUGCGAGUUCUGUUGAGGAAGCUGCAGAUGUGGAGCUUGGGGCAGCUGGAGGAGGGUGCGGGGCGUUAGGGGCAUGAGGGGCAUGAGGGGCAUGAGGAGCAUGGGGGGCAUGAGGAGCAUGAGGAGCAUGGGGGGCAUGAGGGGCCUGAGGGGUGUGAGGGCCGUGAGGGGCAUUUUGGAGAUGGAAGCCACCUGGCAAGGGAGAGGUAGAGGCUGUCAGGCUGUCGAAGAAGCAUGGGGGAGAUAGAGAGCCUGGGGUACGGGCCCAGGUCCCCAGGGGAGUGGGCCACGGGCAAGCUGGAGGACCUGAGCUGCCGAGACCCGGGGUCUAGGAGUGCAAGAGUUGGGCACAUGGUGAGGGGCCUAGCGAAGCUGCAGCGUGGAGCAUGGGGGGGCCGUGGGAGGGGCAGGGGCUCGCACUGAGGAGAAGGGGGGCUCGUAUGGCUGUCCUGUCCUGGGUUCUAGGUCUACCGGAGCCUGUUCAAAGGGUGCCUGGUCGGGUGUUGAGGGGGGGCGGGGAGAGGGGGAGAAGAACUGUGUGCAUGGGCGAGCUUGAGGAAGCCGAGGGCACGUGCUGCUGCUGUUUUCAGGGACCAGAAAACCUAGAAACGCAUGCCAUUAUCGGUAGGUUUCAACUCCAAUGAAUGAAUCGAGGUGCAGGCAAGAGUACAGUGUACACUUCAUCCAUAGCAUGUCAGUCAGGGUGUGUCCAGCGCGUGCGUCUUUUUGUCAAAACCCUACCCAACCAUUUUAGAUUUGUUAUCGAUCUUUCUGACCAGUGAGGCACCUCACCUCACCCUACCGCAAUCAAACGUACCGGUAUGU
Molecule: messenger RNA, 2583 nt
Organism: Closterium sp. NIES-67
Lineage: Eukaryota; Viridiplantae; Streptophyta; Zygnematophyceae; Desmidiales; Closteriaceae
Source: the annotation of a GenBank genome assembly